AUGAGUUUGGUUGGUGAAAAAGAUAAUAAAGUGGACGUCAAGUCAACUGAUUCAAUCUCUAAUGAAGAUCCAACUAACUACGUCAACUUCUUUAUUGAAUCAGCUAAGGAGUCAGAAAAUGCAGAUAAGUCUAUGACGCUCAAGGAGGGUAUUAAGCGUUUCCCUAAAGCAACAUUUUGGUCGUUUGUCCUUUCAUUAUGUAUUAUUAUGGAAGGUUAUCAAACCAACUUGUUGAACUCAUUCUACGGGUUCCCAGCAUUUAAGGAACAUUUCGGUACCUUUUAUCCGGAGAAAGAUGGCGGGGUCUGGGAAAUUCCUGCUCAUUGGCAAACAUCGUUGUCUAUGUGUGUGUAUGUUGGUGAGUUUUUUGGCUUGUUUGUAGCAGGUUUAGUAUCAGACAGAAUUGGUUACAGAUGGACAUUAAUCGGUGCCUUAAUGAUGGUUGCUGGGUUUAUAUUUGUCCUUUUCUUUUCAACCUCGUUAGGUAUGAUUGCAGCUGGUGAAAUUCUUUUAGGUAUACCCUGGGGUGCAUUCCAAACUCUUACUGUAACAUACGCAUCUGAAGUUUGUCCAUUAGUUCUUAGAGUCUAUUUGACCACCUGGGUCAACUUAUGCUGGGUCAUUGGCCAAUUGAUCUCAUCUUGUAUGUUGAAGGGUUUUAGCAGUAGCAAUAGUGCAAUUGCUUACAAAAUCCCAUGGGCUAUCCAAUGGGUCUGGCCAAUUCCAAUUGCAGUCGGUAUCUAUUUUGCUCCUGAGUCACCCUACUGGCUCGUAAAUAAGGGUAAGUUCAAGGAAGCCAAACACUCCAUGGAAAGGUUAUUGACUAUCACUGAAGGUACGACCGACAAGUCAUUUAUAGCUCAACAAAUGGUUAACAAGAUCGAAUUGACUUUGAAGCAAAGAGAAGCCGAAGAAAACUCAUCCUCGGCUUCCUACUUAGAUUGUUUUAAAAACGGUAACUGGAGAAGGACUAGAAUUGGAGCUUUGACGUGGUUGUCACAGAACAUUUGUGGUUCGUCUUUGAUGGGUUAUUCGUCCUAUUUCUUGAUCCAAGCUGGUAUGUCUGAAUCCAAUUCAUUUACUUUCACAAUCAUUCAGUAUAUCUUUGGUGUUAUUGGUACUCUAGGAUCUUGGUUCCUUGCUAAAAAUGCAGGUAGAUUCACCAUUUACUUUUAUGGAUUGUGUACGUUGUCAGUUAUAUUAGUUAUCGUUGGUGCGCUUGGUAUCGCGAUCGAUAAAGGUGCCAAUAAUGCUUCUUGGGGUGUUGGUGUGUUAUUGUUAUUUUUCACAUUUUCUUAUGAUUUUACAGUCGGUCCGUUAUGCUACUGUAUCGUUACAGAAAUACCUAGCUCUAGAUUAAGGACCAAAUCCGUUGUUAUUUCCAGAAAUGUCUACAAUUUGGCAGGUAUUGUUAUUGCUAUCAUUACUCCAUACAUGUUGAACCCAACUGCCUGGAAUUGGAGAGCUAAAACUGGGUUUUUCUGGGGUGGAUUCUGUAUUGCAUCAUCCAUUUGGGCUUGGUUCGAGUUACCAGAAACCAAGGGCAGAACAUUCGCGGAAUUGGAUGUCUUGUUUGCCCAAGGUGUUCCAGCUAGAAAGUUCAGGACUACACCUGUUGAGAUUUUCAACAGUGACGAAUUGAUUGGUAAGUUUGGCACCGACGGUGUUAAGGCCAUGGCACAACAUGUUGAAGACACCGAUGAUGAAGAAAUGAUCCGCCCAGUUUCUUCUACAAGAAAUGCUUAA
Molecule: messenger RNA, 1746 nt
Organism: Lizanozyma spartinae
Lineage: Eukaryota; Fungi; Ascomycota; Pichiomycetes; Serinales; Debaryomycetaceae
Exons: 1
Coding region: 1-1746 (581 amino acids)
Biological process (GO): carbohydrate transport; transmembrane transport
Cellular component (GO): membrane
Molecular function (GO): carbohydrate:proton symporter activity
Source: RefSeq, a predicted model, not a curated record